This is a messenger RNA of Amphiprion ocellaris (clown anemonefish), 4501 nucleotides long. It is a transcript of the gene hyal2b, whose product is annotated as hyaluronidase 2b. Gene Ontology annotation, molecular function: hyalurononglucosaminidase activity; hyaluronoglucuronidase activity. The transcript has 4 exons. Gene Ontology annotation, biological process: carbohydrate metabolic process; hyaluronan catabolic process. NCBI's taxonomy places the organism in Eukaryota, Metazoa, Chordata, Actinopteri, Pomacentridae. The record is from RefSeq and is a predicted model, not a curated record. The coding region runs from base 196 to 1626 and encodes 476 amino acids.
UCACCGUCGCUCCUGCAGUGAUUUCUCCUAGUCGUAGCGGACAGACUUGUUAAUCAUCAAAAUGGACUGAAACGACUAAUUCUCACAUGGCAGGGCGGUGGAAAAAUAAUUUAUCCGACGGUUACAUGAGUGGAAUAAACCCGUGUGCUUGGCUUCAACAGAACAGAGAAAGAGGAGUGAAGGUGAGCAGUGACCAUGGGGGCUGUAUUAGACUCUCUCCUCACCACAGCUGGCCAGCUGCCAUGGCUGCUUCUGACCCUGUUUGCAUGGUGGACAGUCUUGUGUUCUGCAGAUACAAAGCAGACAAGAUGGCCAUUAUAUUCCCAGAAACCAGUGCUUCUUGCGUGGAAUGCCCCAACACAGGAGUGCGCGCCACGACAUGGUGUAACUUUAUCUUUGGACCAGUUUGACAUUGUCGCAUCUCCCAAUGAGGGCUUUGUCCGGCAGAAUCUCACUAUUUUCUAUAAGGAACGCCUUGGGUUGUAUCCCUAUUAUGAGCGUGGUGGUACAGCAGUGAAUGGAGGUCUUCCACAGCUUGCCAGUCUCAGUCAGCACUAUGAAAAGAUGCCUGAAGGUCUGCAAAAAUACAUAAGAGAGAUAGAUGCAAAAGGCUUGGCUGUUAUUGACUGGGAGGAGUGGCGUCCAUUGUGGAUCAGAAAUUGGUAUACUAAAGAUAUCUAUCGAAAUAAAUCUCGUGAAAUGGUAGCCAAAAAGAAUCCAAAGUGGACCCCAGAACAAGUGGGGAAAGUUGCACAACAAGAAUUUGAGCUGUCAGCUCGAAAAUUCAUGCUGGAAACUCUGAGACUUGCCAAGAACCUGAGGCCCAAUCAGCUGUGGGGCUUCUACCUUUUCCCAGAUUGUUACAACCAUGACUACAGGAAUGGCCUGAAAAACUACACUGGUCGCUGUCCUGCUGUGGAAGUGGCCCGCAACGAUCAGCUUAACUGGUUGUGGAUGGAGUGUACGGCAUUUUUUCCGUCCAUUUACAUGGGUUCUAUACUACGUUCUACAAAGUAUGGACGCCUCUUUGUCCGGAACAGGGUGAAGGAGGCAUUGCGCCUGGCAUCUGUUGGAGAUGGAUUAGCACGUCCUGUUUUUGUUUAUACAAGACCUACGUACAUCAGUCAGAUGACCCUCCUAACUGAGACUGAUUUGGUCUCCACCAUCGGUGAGAGUGUCGCACUUGGAGCUGCAGGUGUGAUCUUCUGGGGUGACACCUCCUAUGCAGACAGUAGUGUCAGCUGCUCCACUGUAAAUCAGUAUCUUCUGGGACCGCUGGGCAGGUACCUGCUCAAUGUGUCCACUGCAGCAGAGCAGUGCAGCCAGGUGCUGUGUAAAUCCCACGGCCGCUGUCUCCGCCGAGCACCAGACAGUGAUGUGUACCUGCAUCUCAGCCCCUCAACACAUCGGAUAACUACUCAAAGUGGCCAGCUGAAGGUUACAGGAGUUCCUGGCCAAGCCGAGCUGGCUGUUUUCCGCACACACUUCCAGUGCCAGUGCUACAGUGGAUACAGGGGUGAUAGCUGUGCUCAAAAAGAAAAAGGGCAAAAUAGAGCCUCCUCUGUCUUUGGGACCUGGCCUCUUUGCCUUUUACUCCCACUUGGACUCCUCACUCUUCUCCACUGAGAAAACUGAGAAGCCCAAAAACUAUUCACUGCUUCUGCCAGCCCUGAAAAGGACAGUUCAGACUCUCUGACAUAAAGGCGGUAAGUUACCGUGCACUAGUGAUAGUGAUGCUUUGACAGCAGCAGGUUUUCAGGCCUGGAACCAGAGAUAUCCCAGUUUUUAUCCCAGACCUCAAGCAACAUAUUUGUGUAUGACAAGUUGCAGUGCGAGAUCAACAAUCUCAGGACUGCCUUCUGGAAAUAAUGUCUGUUCACCAAUAUUUCAAAUGUCAUUAACUCUUAUCAAAUUAUGUCAAAUCUCAGAAGUAUCUCCUAAAGGCCUCUUCUGUGCUAACCUUGACCUGAGACUCUGAAUCCAACAGGACUGUAGUUUAAAUGUGGGACAGUCUCUGAAAACAAAAUGUUUUAUUUAUGUUUUGGUCACUAAAAUGGAACAAAAAGUGGAAGAAAUGUACAUUUGAUUCCCAGCUGCAUCCAUUACUGGCAGUUUGUUGGUGCAUCUGCAUCUUGUUUAUACUGAUGCCCAAAUGUAGCAUUAUAGUUUGUAUUUGAUUAGGAUGAAUAGGAUCAAGCUGUUGAGUGUUAUAUAGCCUUAUGAAUUAAUUAUAACACUAACAUAAUGCCAGAAGGUUCUAAAUGAUGCUAAAUGCAGUCUCAAAUCUUUCUGAUUAUCUUUUGCUUAUAGAAACAAUGUGGCUGGACCUGCCUGUUUCAAUUCAAAAUUGUGCCUUAACAGGGCUACAAAGUGCUCUUUUUUAACUGUUGCCUUGGUUUACAAACUUUAAUUAUUAUUAUGUAUUAUUUUCAGUAGUGUUCAUCUCAGUGCUCUGUAUUGAUAUUACCUCCAUAUUGCCUCACAGUUUUUUUUAUAAUUAAAUAAAAUGUAUAUAAUAAAGUGUAGCCAGCACAUAAUAAACCAACAGAGAAAGAUAUUAUUGUUUAAUUCUAAUGGUAUCCUUCAUUUUACAUGGAUAUCACUGUGUCAAAAUGUUCAAUUUUAGGAAACAGGAAAUGUAACUUUUACAUUUUUUAAAAUUUUAAUUACCUUGAUAAUGCAGAUUGUCAAAACAUUUUAAAUGAACAGCUGGCCAUAGCUGGUUUAAGUUUCUUCCAGAUAUAUUGGAAAUUUUAGUAAAGAAAUGCCAAAGCUGUGAUCAUUUUUUCAGUUUUAAGAUUUUAUACUUGGUACAUCUUGGCUUCAUUUACAACCAAAUGUAAAGGGGAUGUUUUGAAUACAUUUGUGUUUGUGUUAGAAAGAUUCAGUACUUGCAGAAUGAGAAAUCAAAUGCUUAGAAAUUCAAUAUUGACUUGGCUUCCUACACAACAAUUAGAGGAUAUUUUUUGUGUGUAGUUUAUUUGCUUGCACUGUAGCUUGUGUCGGGAUUCCUGCCGGUGACACUGUGUUGAUAGCAGCUACUGUAGGUACAUGUUUAGUUUGUUGUCUAUAUAUUUGCUAGACUGAAGCUAGCUGAGCAGUUUCAUAUUUGUACAGUAGGUUCUUUAUUUAGUGACCAAAAAUGACACCAGUGGGCAGGUGGUAGAUGGUGCUGUUUUUCACAAACUGAAAAAACAGAAUGGCACAGAUAGUGUUGCAGUAGUAUCAUAAAUGCAUGUUGAAAACUAAAAUUCUGCACUUUACUUUUCUGUUGAGGUGGAUCUAGUAUCUGUUCCCUUCAUACAAAAGCCUGUAAGGCAUACUGUCACUGCUUUACAUUAGAAUACAGUGUUUUUUUCCCCAUGUAAUGUGUCAUAUUAGAGAUGUGUUCACUGUGAAUCUUGUUUAAAAAGAAAUGGGUGCUUCUAUGAUUGUUAUACCUCCCUUGGCUUUCAACCUCGGUUAUCUAAGGUUUUAUUUCCUAUUAUAUUUAAACAUGCACAUGUUUUACAGCACAGAAAUGACAGUGCUUUCAUCAGUUAUUACAAAAAACCAAAUAGGUUUUAUACAGCCACGCAAGCUUCAGACCUUAUCCCACAGUCCUCUAUUUACAAGGUGAUGCUGCAGUCACUAUUUACAAUUCAGUAUAAAUACAUUUGUAUUUUCCAACUGUAAAAGUGGAACUAUACAGUUGUUUUUGCAGUUUUAGCUACUUUAGAUAAAAUAUUGUAAACAUGUACUGCCAGCCAUUUUCAAAUGCAAACCAUAAUGUUAUAUAUUUUAAUGUUUUCUUCAUUAACUUUAAGCAGUCAUUUCUUUUCAUUAUUGUCACAGCUUUACGAAUAUGAGUGUAAGAACUGAUGGGUAACUGCAGUUAUUAAGGAAUUAGUUUGUGGCUAUGAGAUGCGAAUUUUCUGUAUCGCAAUGGAAAAAUGUUUAAAAUCCUUAUAAUUGAUUUUGAUACACAAUUUGUGCUUCCAUGAAUUACAAGUAUUUUCAUACCACAGGGAAAUCACAUAACACCAGUAAAUUCCGUAAAUCUUAUUAUUAAACAGACUAAAACCUACAAACAUAGUUCUGCUCUUACUUACUUGAUUUAUUUAAAAUAUCUUAAGAAUACAAAAAAACAUCCUUAAAGUAAUAUUCAAGAGUGUCUACAUACAUUUUUUUUUUAAACAAAUCCUUUUUCUCGGUCGUUGUGAACAUGUAUCUUUUUUUGGUUGUGCAUGAGAUACUGAGAUGAGAUCAAUAGUCCAGCUUUAUUUUGGGAUGAAACCUCAAUUUAGCUGAACAAUUUUUGCUUUUAUCCCACUCCACCUCUCUGUUGUAGCAGCUUUGUUUCUGUCUUAAUUAAACUCAUAAGAAAUCUAAAAGCCUUAAAUUGCCAAACUACAGUUUGUAUGGCUUCAAACCAAAUUUGACUCAGAGUUGUGUAUUUAAGACUUUUCAUAAUUACCUUUUACAUUGGAGAAUUUCAUCAUUAAAAGUCGUUUUUAAUAUA